AUGCGGCACGGAUUGCUGUGCGACGACACUUCUCCACAACGCCUACACUACUCCACAGCGUCUAAACUUCCGCACAGCGCCUACACUACUCCACAGCGUCUAAACUACUCCACAACGUCUAAAUUCCCCACAGCGCCUACACUACUCCACAACGCAAACACUACUCCACAGCGUCUAAACUUCCCAUCAGCGCCUACACUACUCCACAGCGCCAACACUACUCUACAACGCCUACACUACUCCACAGCGUCUAAACUUCCACACAUCGCAUACACUACUCCACAACGGAAACAAUACUCCACAGCGCCAAAACUACUCUACAACGCUAACACUACUCUACAGCGCCAACACUACUCCAACAUGCAUACGUCUAAACCUCCCCACAGCGCCUACACUAGGCGCCUACACUACUCCACAGCGCGAGGCCAGUACUACUCCACAGCACCAACAUUACUCUACAGCGCCUUCACGUCUCCACAGCGCCAAUACUACUCCACAGAGACCAUUACUCCACAGCGCCUACGCUACUCCAUAGAGACCACUACUCUAAAGUGCCAACACUACUCCACAGAGACCACUACUCCACAGCGCCAACACUACUCCACAGAGACCAUUACUCCACAGCGCCUACGCUACUCCAUAGAGACCACUACUCUAAAGUGCCAACACUACUCCACAGAGACCACUACUCCACAGCGCCAACACUACUCCAUAGAAACCACUACUCCAGAGCGCCUACACUACUCCAAGAAACCACAACUCCACACGCUUACAUUACUACACAGAGACCACUACUCCACAGCGCCAUCACUUUUCCACAGAGACAACUACUCCACAGCGCCAAUACUACUCAACAGAGACCACUACUCCAUAGCGCCAACACUACUCCACAGAGACAACUACUCCACAGCGCCAUUACUACUCAACAGAGACCACUACUCCAUAGCGCCAACACUACUCCACAGAGACCACUACUCCACAGUGCCAACACUACUCCGCAGUGCCAACACUACUCCGCAGUGCCAACACUACUCCACAGCGCCAACACUACUCCACAGCGCCAACACUACUCCACAGAGACCACUACUCAACAGCGCCAACACUUUUCCACAGAGACAACUACUCCACAGCGCCAAUACUACUCAACAGAGACCACUACUCCAUAGCGCCAACACUACUCCACAGAGACCACUACUCCACAGUGCCAACACUACUCCGCAGUGCCAACACUACUUCACAGCGCCAACACUACUCCACAGAGACCACUACUCAACAGCGCCAACACUUUUCCACAGAGACAACUUUUCCACAGCGCCAAUACUACUCAACAGGGACAACUACUCCACAGUGCCAACACUACUCCACAGUGCCAACACUACUCCACAGCGCCAACACUCUCCACAGCGCCACUGCACCAGCACUACUCCACCGUCAACACUUAUCCACAGAGACCACUACUCCACAGCGCCUACACUACUCUACAAGCGCCUACAGUACUCAACAGAGCCAACACUACUCAACAGAGACCACUACUCACAGUACCAUCACCACUCCAAAGAGACCACUACUCCACAGCGCCUACACUUCUCCACAGCGCCUCCAAUACUCCUGAUCGCCAACACUACUCCACAGAGACCACUACUCAACCCGCCUACACUUCUUCACAGCUCCAAUACUACUCCACAACGCCUACACUACUACACAGCGUCUAAACUUCUCCACAGCGCCUACACUACUCCACAGAGACCACUACUCCACAAAGCCAACACUACUCCGCAGUGCCAACAAUAUUCCACAGCGCCAACACUACUCCACAGAGAUCACUACUCAACAGGGCCAACACUUUUCCACAGAGACAACUACUCCACAGCGCCAACACUACUCCACAGAGACCACUACUCCACAGUUCCAACACUACUCCGCAGUGCCAACAUUACUCCACAGCGCCAACACUCUCCACAGCGCCCACUGCGCCAACACUACUCCACAGCGCCAACACUUAUCCACAGAGACCACUACUCCACAGCGCCUACACUACUCUACAGCGCCUACAGUACUCAACAGCGCCAACACUACUCCACAGAGACCACUACUCAACAGUGCCAUCACUACUCCAAAGAGACCACUACUCCACAGCGCCUACACUUCUCCACAGCGCCUACAAUACUCCUGAUCGCCAACACUACUCCACAGAGACCACUACUCAACAGUGCCAACACUACUCCACAGAGACCACUACUCCACAGCGCCAACACUACUCCACAGAGACAACUACUCCAGAGCGCCUAG
This is a messenger RNA of Mya arenaria, 2289 nucleotides long. RefSeq names its product sialidase-like. The record is from RefSeq and is a predicted model, not a curated record. Lineage: Eukaryota; Metazoa; Mollusca; Bivalvia; Myida; Myidae. The transcript is spliced from 5 exons. Bases 1 to 2289 code for a protein of 762 amino acids.